Eremomyces bilateralis CBS 781.70 is the source of this 6848-nucleotide messenger RNA. Its product is annotated as P-loop containing nucleoside triphosphate hydrolase protein. Gene Ontology annotation, molecular function: ATP binding; ATP hydrolysis activity; helicase activity. Bases 1 to 6771 code for a protein of 2256 amino acids. The record is from RefSeq and is a predicted model, not a curated record. Lineage: Eukaryota; Fungi; Ascomycota; Dothideomycetes; Eremomycetales; Eremomycetaceae. The transcript is spliced from 6 exons.
AUGGCUACUCUCGAAGAACCUACUCGCGUUCGAAAGCUGCUAAGCCUCUUCCACGACGUGAUCCACGGUCGGCGGACCAUAAACACGCCUGCAAACGCAAGGCUGUUUCUCGAAGCCGUUCCGUGUAAAAAUCCUCCAAGAGUCUGCGUCGAGCUAUUAGUAUCGAGCCCUUCAGGAAUGGAAGCUAUCGGAAACUCCGUGCGAGCCGACAUAAACCUCAAAUUUAUAACGACUCACACGCUUCCCCUCCUGAACUACUUCUCCGAUCCGGAAGUGAAGCUUUUGGCGGAUGGACAGUUUCUCCUACAGGUUCUGAUCGCCGUCGUUCAUCCACCGACCGUCUGGAACGCGCUAGUUGGCCUGUUCCUGAACCACCAGCUCUCGGAGGAUAGCCUUCGACCGUUUGCGUGGCUGGUCCACGAGGUUGUCUUGUUUCCCGCGAAGCUCGAAAUCGACCUGCUCAAUGAUGUCCAGGCAGUCAUCAAGAACGGACGCUUACUGGAGACGGCGUCACAGGAGACCCGCGAGUUCGGAUACAAGAUCCAAAAGGCCGUGCAAUUGCGGUCCGUUCCAGCAGCCUUGGCCGCCUCGGCGGAGUCCCCAGGAGGACGCCACGAUAACGACUUUGCCGACUUUCGACGCAUCGAUAUCUUCCCGACCAGUGACGAAUUUCUUUCGACGACGAAGCCGUUUUAUCGCCUCGUAAACGAGGCUUUUGAUUCCGAGCCCGCAGAGCGAGCCGGGGUGCAUCUUGACAAUCAGUUCCGUCUCCUUCGAGAAGACAUGCUGGCCGAGCUCCGAGAGGAUUUACAGAGCGCAACCGGAAAGGGGAAAGGAAAACUGAGCGCCCAUCGACUCGGGAAGCUGGUUCCGGUGAACCUUGACCCUGGAGACGAAGCCAGAGCAAAAAGGUGCUCGUUGUCUCUGAAAUGUUUCAGCGGCCUCGAGUCGCUAAAGAAGAUGGAGCCCUCCGCUCGGGAACGAUUUUUGGACGGCAACAAGAACUUUCUCAAGCACCAGGCGUUCGGUGCGCUGUGUCGGGGACCGGUCAUUUACGGCUUCGCAUUCGUGGACCGGAACAUCGCUUCGCUCGUACGCUCUCCUCCGGUCGUCCAGCUGCAGUUCACGGAUAGCCGAGCGCUGGAAAAAUCGCUGGUGGCCCUCAAAUCAUUUGAAGAUCUUCAGUUCGUUGUUGUUGGUACCCCCGUCUUCGCUUACCAACCAGUACUGGAGGGAAUCAAGGACAUCAGCAAUCUUCCUCUUGAGGAACGGCUCCUCGACCCUACGUCUAAAGACUUCGAGUUCGAAUUCAGCCCUAAGUUACAGGCCCUUGUCUCUAAGCUGCGUGCUGUCGAAUUUUCCGACGACAAGAUUAUCAGAAUCGGUAGCACAACAACUAUGGAUCACUCACAGUGCAGUUCCUUUCUCAACGCUUUGUCGACGCCAGUGUCGAUUAUUCAAGGUCCGCCCGGCACCGGAAAAUCCUUCAUAGGGUCGCAAAUCAUGAAGUACCUCUUCAAAUACACGGAUCAGAAAUUCAUGGUCAUCAGCUAUACUAACCAUGCCCUUGACCAGUUCCUUGAGGAGCUUCAGGACGUUGGGAUCCCCGACGAGGCCAUGGUUCGACUCGGUUCGAAGCAUACUACUAGAACGGCUCCUCUUCUCUUGACAAACCAAAAGGGGCGGCAUAGGCCGUCUCAAAGUUCGUGGGCUGUCAUCAAUGAGUUGAAGACCGAACGGCGCCUCAUACAGGGAGCGCUCGCACAGGCCUGGGAUAAUUACCAGCAAUUUCAAAUUUCUUUUUCCGGCGUCAUGGAGUACCUGGAGUUUUCCGAAGACUUUGAACGCUUCCACGAAACCUUUACGCUUCCAGCGGAAAGUACCCAGUGGAAGAGGGUGGGAAGGAGGGGAAGAGAAAUCGGACCGGACUACCUGUAUAGCCGCUGGAUCAAAGGUCUAGACGCUGGAAUUCUAGGAGAACGAGUGACCGACACAACGAUUUGGACCAUUGCUCCCGCCGAACGGCAGAACCUGCAAUCAAAAUGGACUAAGGCGAUGAUUUCAGAGCGCGCCGAGUCCGUCCAGAUCAUCGUUCAGAGGCUCGACCGCAACCAAGAAAGAUUGAGCGAGCUCUUCAACGAGCACAAGGUCCAGGUUCUCAACUCGAAAAGGGUCAUCGCGUGCACUACCACUGCUGCCGCCAUGUACAACAAGCUUAUCCGCGCUGCAAAGCCGGAUAUGGUGUUGGUCGAGGAAGCCGGCGAGAUUCUUGAGUGUCACAUCCUCACAGCGCUCGCUCCGACAGUGAAGCAGUUAGUGCUGAUUGGAGACCACAAGCAGCUCCGCCCAAAGAUCAACAAUUACGAGCUGUCGCUGUUCGAGAGACUGAUACUGCAGGGUCACCCGCACACCACACUACGCAAGCAGCACCGCAUGCAUCCGACUAUUUCGGCAUUCCCUCGCGCACUCACGUAUCCCGACUUACUAGAUGACCCAAAGACCGCUGAUCGCCCAUCCAUCGACGGGAUUCGCAACCGAGUAAUCUUCGUGCACCACGAAAAUCUGGAAGUCGGAGUCGACGAGCUGGUCGAUCGCAGAGACCCGUCUGUGGUCUCGAGCAAGCAAAACGUCUUCGAGGCCGACAUGGUGCUCAAGGUCGUCGCGUACUUGGGCCAGCAGGGCUACACGACGGACAGGAUAGCUCUCUUGACGCCGUAUCUCGGCCAGCUGCGGCUUUUGAGAGAUAAGCUCGUCGAAGAAAACAACCCCAUACUCAACGAUCUUGACGCCCACGAUCUGAUCCGGGCGGGUCUGAUGACGCAAGCGGCAUCAAAGGUCGACAAGCAGCCCCUUCGGCUAUCCACCAUCGACAACUACCAGGGUGAGGAGAGUGACAUCAUUGUCGCGAGCCUAACUAGAAGCAACUCUAGCGGAGAUAUUGGCUUCAUGUCGGCGCCCGAAAGACUCAACGUGCUGCUGUCUCGAGCUCGCUGCUGUAUCAUUAUGAUUGGGAAUAUGAACACGUUCAUGAGCGCUAGAAGAGGCAAAGACGCGUGGAUUCCAUUUUUCAAUUUGCUGAAAGAGGGUGGGCACCUGUACGAUGGGCUUCCGGUGCACUGCGUCCGGCACCCGGAGAGGGAGGCCAUCCUGCAGAUGCCUCUCGAUUUCGAGCAGCACUGCCCCGACGGCGGCUGCUUUGAACCUUGUGGAGCAAAGCUGUCAUGUGGGGUGCACGAAUGCCCGCUCAGAUGCCACAGGAUCGCUGACCACUCCCAAAGAAAGUGUACAGCCGUCAUAGAACGAACCUGCGAAAGGAACCACAAGCUGAGGACCAGGUGCAGCCAAAAGGACGAAAGGUGCCGCGAGUGUCGUCGCGAAGACCAGGAGAAAGAGCGGCAACGAAAACGAGAUCUUGAGCUGGAGAGCAAGCGGCUUGCUCGCCAAGAGGCAUAUAUUCAGGAGCUGGUGCAGAUCGAAGACGAAAUUGACCAUCAGCGUCGACAGAUACAGUACAUGAAGGAGGAAGAGGACGAGAAAAAGGAUAUGGCGCAGAAGCGGAGAGAUGCCACAGAGCUUCGAGCCACGGCGGCGAGGCUACAGAAAGCAAAGUUGCGGAUAUCGAAGGAGAACUGCGGCAUGCAAGCGAGUGAUCCAGCAGGACUGGAGCUUAAAACGCACAGAAGCCGAUUAGAUCCCCUUGACUCUGCUGAGGAAGACUGGAAGUGGCUCAAGGAGCAGUCGGGCGCUACAAGCCAGGCUCUUGAUGACCUUAUGGGCAUGGUUGGGCUGAACGUUGUCAAGCAGGAGUUCCUCGCCAUCAAAACUAAGGUCGACACGAUGCUGAGGCAGAAUGCAUCUCUGGCGUCCGAACGCUUCAACUGCGUGAUGCUGGGAAAUCCAGGGACAGGGAAAACAACUGUUGCGCGUCUCUACUCGCAAUUCCUGUGCUCGAUUGGCGUCAUCCCGGGCCAGUGUUUUAAAGAGACUACAGGCUCAGCUCUUGCCCACGGGGGGGUAUCUGAGUGCAAGAAGCUUAUCGACGAGUUGCAAAAUGACGGCGGAGGAGUGCUGUUCGUCGACGAAGCGUAUCAGCUGACCUCCGGUAACAGUGGCGGUGGGGGUGCGGUGCUGGACUACCUUCUUCCGGAAGUGGAAAACCUUGUGGGAAAGGUGGUUUUCGUUCUUGCAGGCUAUAACAAAGAGAUGGAAAGCGUCUUCGCCCACAAUCCCGGCCUGCCCAGUCGCUUUCCCAUUGAAAUGAAGUUCACCGACUACACUGACGAGGAGCUCCUCGAUAUUUUUGAGCUGAGCCUCCAUAAGAAAUACUCUGGCAGGAUGAAAUGCGAAGACGGAAUAGAGGGACUAUACUGCCGCAUCGUCUCCCGGAGAAUCGGCCGCGGAAGGGGUAAGGCGGGAUUUGGCAAUGCGCGAGCCGUCCAGAACGCUCUGGCUCAAGUCACUCGUCGACAGUCAGGUCGCCUCUUUCGAGAACAACGCGUAGGCAAUCAUCCCGAUGACUUUCUCCUGACUAAGGAGGACCUGAUCGGCCCGGAACCGUCGAGUGCGCUCGAAAAGUCCAAGCCGUGGCAGAAGCUAAAAGCCAUGAUCGGGCUGGACUCGGUCAAAACUGCAGUAGCGGCUCUUGUCGACUCCAUCCAGCAAAACUACGUCCGUGAGCUCGAGGAGCAGCCUCCGAUCGAAUAUUCGCUCAACAAAGUGCUCCUGGGGAGCCCAGGAACUGGCAAAACCACAGUAGCAAAGCUUUACGGUGGGAUUCUUGUUGACUUAGGACUGCUCUCUAGAGGAGAAGUCGUCGUAAAGAAUCCGUCCGAUUUCGUGGGCGCCAUCCUCGGAGGAUCUGAGAAACAGACAAAAGGAAUCCUUGCUGCAUCGCUGGGAAAAGUGUUGGUCAUUGACGAAGCCUAUGGCCUACACUCGGGGGGCGAUCACGGUUCCACAUCUGAUCCAUUUAAGACCACCGUCGUCGACACUCUUGUCGCCGAAGUGCAAAGCGUCCCAGGGGACGACAGAUGCGUUCUGCUUCUGGGUUAUAAAGACCAAAUGGAGAAGAUGUUCCAGAAUGCCAAUCCUGGGCUUAGUAGGCGUUUCCCACUAGCAUCGGCAUUCAUCUUUGAUGAUUUUAACGACGCUGAGCUUCGGAAGAUUCUCGACCUGAAGCUCAAAGCUCAGGGCUUCGAUGCAACCGACCAAGCGAAAAACGUGGCAAUGGAGAUGCUCGAUCGAGCGCGUAACCGGCCCAAUUUCGGCAACGCGGGCGAGAUUGACAUCCUUCUCGACGCUUCAAAGGGGCGGCAUCAGUCCCGCUUCUCCCGCGGCGAAACAAAGUCCGCGAGCACCCUCGAGGCUCUUGACUUUGACAAGGACUUUGACCGCGCGGAACGGUCAGAAACCAACACCAAGAAGCUCUUCGAAGGCACAGUCGGGUGCGAGGACAUUGUCCGCAGACUGGAAGGCUACCAGGAAACGGUCCGCGUCACAAGGUCUCUGGGCCUAAACAUGAAAGAGGGUAUACCCUUCAACUUCCUCUUUCGCGGGCCGCCUGGAACCGGAAAGACGACCACAGCCAAGAAAAUGGGCAAAGUGUUCUACGACAUGGGAUUCCUUGCCAGCGCCGACGUGGUCGAGUGCUCAGCGACGGACCUCAUCGGACAAUAUGUUGGCCAAACCGGCCCCAAGGUCAAGCAGCUUCUGGACAAAUCACUGGGUAGGGUUCUGUUCGUCGACGAAGCGUACCGCCUCGCGGGCGGGGCCUUCGCCCAAGAAGCGGUAGACGAGCUGACCGAUUCAACGACCAAACCCCAGUAUGCGAAGAAGGUAGUCAUUAUCCUCGCCGGUUACGAAAAUGACAUCAAUCGGCUCAUGUCGACGAAUCCCGGUCUCACCUCUCGCUUCUCCGAGGUAGUCGAUUUCCGGAACCUGACGCCGCCCGAAUGCGUCGCGCUACUGGUGCAGUUUUUCAAGAAGCAGAAGGCAAUCCUGCUGAAGAAGAGCGCCGCCGUCGUCCUAGACAUUUCUUCGCUCGAGAUGCCGUCGGACGAGUUCCGGGAGAAGAUGGAGCACUGUUUCUCAGACCUCACCAAGCAAGCUAACUGGGCAAGUGCGAGAGACGUGCAAACCGUGGCAAAGAACGUCUUCAACACAACUCUGCGGUCGCAGAAGUCAGCCGCCAAGAUCCAGCUGGUUGUAUCGGAAGUGUCUGUAGAGGCGGAGCUCAACUCGAUGAUCAAGGAGCGUGAAGGCCGCAGCCAGUUUGCCGAUCCAUCCCCGUUAGCCAGCGAUCUCCUGACCGAAUCUGCAUCGUUUUCAAAUGUGCAGCCAAACGCUUCGGCAGUCUCAACAACCAAUCAGGCUGAGGAUACGGACCCGAAACUCCUGCCUCCGGAAUCACAUGCCCCAGCCGAGAAAAUAAAGGAGCUGGUACGCCAUGAUCGUGAAGUUCAGCGAGAUGCGGGUGUCAGCGAUGAGGUAUGGGAGCAGCUGCAGAAGGACAAGCAAGCAGAGAAGGAACGGGAGGAGGAGUAUCAGAAGCUGCAAAAGGCCAAGCGCACAGCUACAGCUGAGGCGCGAGAGAAAAUCCUGAAGCGGUUGCGGAAGGAGGAACAGCGCAGAGAAAAGGAGAAGGAGAUGUUGAGGAAAUUGGAGACGAUGGGCCUCUGCCCCAUGGGCUAUCACUGGAUCAAGCAGAGCGGCGGAUAUCGUUGCGCAGGAGGUUCUCAUUUCGUAGGUGAUGAGCAAGUUGGAGGUUGGUGAAAACAACUAGAACUUUUAACGGCCGCCAUUUCGGAUCAAGUCUAAAUACCUACUUUCACUCUCAAGUCAUUCAGAAC